Messenger RNA from Eurytemora carolleeae, 573 nucleotides. Its product is annotated as lysophospholipid acyltransferase 5. Gene Ontology annotation, cellular component: membrane. The record is from RefSeq and is a predicted model, not a curated record. Lineage: Eukaryota; Metazoa; Arthropoda; Copepoda; Calanoida; Temoridae. Gene Ontology annotation, molecular function: 1-acylglycerophosphocholine O-acyltransferase activity; lysophospholipid acyltransferase activity. Bases 100 to 561 code for a protein of 153 amino acids. Gene Ontology annotation, biological process: lipid modification; phosphatidylcholine biosynthetic process. The transcript is spliced from 7 exons.
CGUUUGGAAAGUGCAACUCGUUUCGGACACUAUAUAGAGGCGUUUAAUAUUAAUACGAAUGGUUGGGUCGCAACCUACGUGUAUAAAAGAUUGAAGUUCAUGAACAACCGGAACAUCAGUCAGAUUACAACCCUCGUCUUCUUAGCACUCUGGCAUGGUUGGCAUCCAGGAUACUAUCUAACCUUCUUCAACGAGUUUAUAUCAAUGGGAUUUGAGGCUGAGUGGGCCAAAAUGUGGGCAAAGAGCAAAAAGGUUGAGUUAUGGAAACUUCAUCCGGCCUACCAAACAGUUACAUCUAUUAUCGGUUGGGUUUACGUCCACUUCUUUCUCCCUCACUGUUUCAUCCCAUUUCCCCUGAAAACAGCUUCAAGAAUAUUUGCCGCGUAUCGUAGUGUAUACUUCGUGCAUUUCCUCUUCUACUUGGGCUGGCCUGUAUGGGGCAGACCGGUCAAAUCAUACCUUCUCCCUCCGAAGGCCAAGUCAGUGGAGGCGACCAAGUCAGAAAGUACUCCUAAGUCAGUUGAAACGGCUAAGUCAGAGGACUUAACCAAGUCCAAAUAGAAAAAUAUUUAA